Molecule: messenger RNA, 636 nt
Organism: Caenorhabditis remanei
Lineage: Eukaryota; Metazoa; Nematoda; Chromadorea; Rhabditida; Rhabditidae
Exons: 4
Coding region: 1-636 (211 amino acids)
Source: RefSeq, a predicted model, not a curated record
AUGAGAUUCUACAACUCCUUCUUCACCGGCUUCUUGUCCUCAACCAUCACUUCGAAGUACACCAUUCCGAGGCGGGACGAGAUGUCGUGCUCGAUGUUGAGGGCGUACGCACGGCAUUCGACAAUGACGAGCUUGUUGCGAGGGAUGGAGUCGAAUUUGACCAUGGCGAUUGGUUCGCCCGUCGAUUCCGCUCGAUGGCAUGUAAAUGACUUUUCCAAUGUGCUCCUGAUCGACGUUGGUGGCUCCACGGCAGUUGAUGGCGAUCGAUCCUGGCUUGUAGCGUUCCUUGACCUCUUCUGGGACAGAGUUGGCUGGGAAAUCGGUUGGACGCCAUCCGAUGAGACGAUUCAACGAGAUGAUGACACAUGUCAAAAAACUCACUGGAUUCUGCUCAAGAUCAUCAUUGCUAUCCCCGCUUCCACAUUCCCGAGUCUCCGUCGCAUUCGAAUCGUACUUGCUGAGAUAUCCCUUGACCUGUUCAACGUAUGCUUUGUAGAUAUUCAAUUCGUCUUCACGGCGCCCUUUGGCAAAGGGGCGAUGGCUAGAAGUCCACCAGAAGUCAUUGGUCCAGAUGUUGAAGCAGUAACUCGUGGAGACAUUGGAGGAGUUGGAAGAGCUUUCAGACUGCUCAAGUAG